Drosophila eugracilis is the source of this 1509-nucleotide messenger RNA. RefSeq names its product probable asparagine--tRNA ligase, mitochondrial (gene AsnRS-m). Gene Ontology annotation, biological process: asparaginyl-tRNA aminoacylation. The coding region runs from base 2 to 1441 and encodes 479 amino acids. Gene Ontology annotation, cellular component: mitochondrion. The transcript has 3 exons. Lineage: Eukaryota; Metazoa; Arthropoda; Insecta; Diptera; Drosophilidae. The record is from RefSeq and is a predicted model, not a curated record. Gene Ontology annotation, molecular function: nucleic acid binding; ATP binding; asparagine-tRNA ligase activity.
CAUGCGGUUUGAUAGAUGUGGCAACGCUGGCUGCAGGCGAAUUAAAAUAAAAAUAAAGAUGUUAUUCGUAAGGCGGUUUUAUAGCAAAUCUGAACGAAUAGCGCACAUAUUUAAUUCCCAUAAGCCAGGCGACUCUUUAAGCAUAAAGGGCUGGAUCAAAAAUGUUCGCCGGCUCAAGAAUAACACAUUUCUGGACAUAAAUGAUGGAUCUACAAGUAACAGGUUCCAGGUGGUGGUGCCCCGAACUCCGGAAAAUCAGCAUUUAGGUCCUGGCAGUGUUAUUUCGGCGGUGGGCCAAAUCCAAGUCGCUCCAAAUGGCAGCUUUGAGUUGCAUGCGGAUCAGGUGGAAAUGUUGGCUGAAGGGCACCUUCAAGAGGGCUAUCCCUUUAGUCCAAAACAGAAACACCCACCAGAAUAUGUCCGCGAGUAUCUGCAUCUCCGAUCCCGCGUUGAUUAUAUUGCUGCCCAGAUGAGGGUCAGGCACAAGGCACAGAAAGCUAUUCAUGACUACAUGGAUGAGCUAGACUUCGUACAAAUCAAUACUCCCCUGUUAACAACAAACGAUUGCGAGGGAGCUGGAGAAGUUUUCCGAACUCAACCGGACUCUGAAGCUCUACUGAAGCAAAUGGUCAGGCCGAAUGUUCCCAUGGAACAAAGUUACUUUGAUAGCAAGGUUUUCCUUAGUGUGUCUGGGCAGCUGCACCUGGAGGCCAUGACAUACGGUCUUGGUAAUACAUAUACCCUCUCCCCAGCCUUCCGAGCCGAGAACUCCAAGUCUCCAUUGCAUUUAUCAGAGUUCUAUAUGUUUGAAGCGGAGUUGGCCCAAUUGGAAGAGUUGGAUAAGUUGGCGAGGUUUAUUGAAGAGAUGAUCAAGUCCGUGACAACUCGCUUACUGGAAACGAGCUCCGAAGACCUUAAUUUUUGCCAGAAAAAUUCGAACUCAAGUUGUGAUCUGCCUUGGUUGCAAGUUCCUUGGACGAUAAUGAGCUACGAUGAAGCGCUACAGGUGCUUCAAGAGAAUAAGGAUAGCCUGAAGACUCCCAUAAGCCUGAAUGAAGGCUUUUCUAAGGACCAGGAACUAUUUUUAGUUGCCCACUGCGAUGCUCCCGUAUUCGUUGUAGAUUGGCCAGCUCAGCAAAAACCUUUCUAUAUGAAAGUCUCACGUACUAAUCCCAAUCGAGUCCAUGCCCUGGACCUCCUGAUGCCAGCUGUUGGCGAAUUAUGUGGUGGAAGCCUGCGUGAAUGUGAUCCAGAAGUAUUAAAAUCACAUCCGCAAAUGCCAAAGGAUCUGUCUUGGUACGUUGACCUGCGAAAGUACGGAGGAAUUCCCACUGGAGGAUUUGGCAUGGGAUUUGAGCGAUACUUGCAGCUAAUCACGGGCGUUAAAAACAUCCGAGACGUUAUACCCUUUCCCAGGUAUCCGCACAGCUGCAAGAUGUGAUUCGUUAAAGAUUUAGAAUAUUUGGAGCUAUUAUUGUUAAAAUUGUAAUAAACAAAUAUUACUUUAAA